AUGCCCAAGGAGCGCAACUUCAACCCCGUGCAGGCCCAGCGCAAGGCUGACAAGGCCAAGGCCAUCAAGAAAGGCAAAGCAGACGUGAACGCCAAGCGCAACGAGCGACUCGCCAAGAGGAACCCAGUACACCUACAAAAACAGAUCGAUGACCUCAAAGCUGUGACCGCCGGCGGCGGCAAGCUCACACAUCACGAAGAGCAGGUUCUCGAGGGCCUGGAGAAGGAACUCAAAGCUGUACAGAAGGCACGGGAGGCCCUGGGCGACGCUGCACCACAGUUCCGAAGCGGCGGACCACGCCGGGAUGGCGACAACGAUAGAGGCGCGCUGGGCAAGAGGCGGAGGGACUACGACCAGGUCGAACUAAGCAGUGACAGCGAUGUGCCAGAGGACGUGCGGAGCAUCCCGAUGCCGCGAGACACGCCGCCGCCAAUUCCCAAGGAGGUCAUGGACCGAUGGUGGGCCAAGAGGAGGGCCAAGAUGAACGAGAACAAGAAUGCGAACCUCGAGCCGCUAGGCAGCGGCAACGACAAGGGCGGCAGGGGCGAAAGGCAAGCGCCAACGCCUAUGCCCGUACCCGAGGCAAAGACGGUGUACGAGUCGAAACCUGUAGUGCGAGACCUUCGGAAGGAGGCGGUCGCGUUCGUCCCCAGCGUGGUGAGGCAGAAACUGGACAAGACUCAGGGCAAGGGAGGCCUAAUGGAGCCUGAAGAGGCAGACAGGCUGGAGAAAGAGGGCUACCUGCAGAAGUCACAUCACGGCGGAGAGGAGGAACAGUCGACAGAGACCAGUCAUGCCGCGACAACUGCACCCCGGCAGGUCACCAUGGAAGAAGUCGAGGACCACGAAGACUGA
Molecule: messenger RNA, 855 nt
Organism: Diaporthe batatas
Lineage: Eukaryota; Fungi; Ascomycota; Sordariomycetes; Diaporthales; Diaporthaceae
Exons: 1
Coding region: 1-855 (284 amino acids)
Biological process (GO): RNA processing
Source: RefSeq, a predicted model, not a curated record